AUGUCAGAGGAUAUAAAUUUAGAUUUAGUAGACAUUGGAACGAUAAAAUUAGAUGUUUCAGGUGCUUAUAUAGCUAAUGAUCAUCUUUUAGGUAUUGAAAAUAACCUUUCUUCAAGUGCCAGUCCGGAAAAUAGUGAUCCUGAAGAAGAUCUUGAUAUUGAUUUAGGUAAUAGUACUGAAAGUACAGGAGAAUCUAAUGGUGGUGAAGAAGAAGAUGAUGAACAUGAUUUGACUAAGAAUAUCACCUUACCUUCACAUAAUGCUGAAGUGAUUCACAUAUCUGUUGAUAUUGGUGGAACUUUAACCAAAUUAGUUUAUUUCACUAAAAGUAAAAAGGUCAAUGAUAAACUUACAGGAGGAAAAUUACAUUUCAAAGAUUUCCAAACAGAAAAUUUCCCUAAUGAAGUAUUAAAGUUCAUGAUAAGAUUAAUAAGACGUUCAUUCAAUAAAUUGGAAUUACCUCCAAUUACUUAUAUCAUAGCUACUGGAGGUGGAAGUCAAAAAUUUUAUAAUUUAAUGACAAAGACAUUUUCCAAGAACAAAUUACCCAUGAAGAUCAUAGCUAAAGAUGAAAUGGAAUGUUUGAUCAAAGGAUUGGAUUGGUUCAUAACGAAAAUUCCUAACGAAAUCUUUAUUUAUGAUUUGGAAGAUAAUACCACCAAAUUCAUUUCAAGUCCAUACACCAAAGAUAAUCAAAUUUAUCCAUAUUUAUUAGUAAACAUCGGAAGUGGAGUAUCUAUGAUCAAAGUUGUAGGACCAGGACCUCAGGGGUUUGAAAGAAUCGGAGGUUCAUCAUUAGGUGGAGGUACAUUAUGGGGAUUAUUAUCAUUAUUAACUGAUGCCAAAGAUUAUAAUGAAAUGUUGGAAAUGGCCUCCAGAGGUGAUAAUGAAAAUAUUGAUUUAUUGGUGGGUGAUAUUUAUGGUACCAAUUAUAAUAAAAUCGGAUUAAAAUCAUCCCAUAUUGCUAGUUCAUUUGCUAAAGUAUUCAAAAAGUUAAGAUUCAAUAAUUCUAAAAAUAUGACAGCCGCAGAGAAAUUAUCCCAAUUUAAACCCGAAGACAUCGCAAGAUCAUUGUUAUAUUCCGUUUCCAAUAAUAUCGGACAAAUAUCUUACUUGCAUGCAUUAAAAUACGAUUUAAAAAGGAUUUAUUUUGGUGGAAGUUAUAUUUCAGGUCAUAAACAAACUAUUCAUACAUUAAGUUAUGCGGUGAAUUUCUGGUCAAAGGGAGAUAUGAAAAGUUAUUUCUUAAGACAUGAAGGUUAUUUAGGAUCCGUAGGAGCAUUUAUGAUGGGACCUAAUGGACCUGAUGUUAAAAAUUUAUGA
Molecule: messenger RNA, 1323 nt
Organism: Yamadazyma jaroonii
Lineage: Eukaryota; Fungi; Ascomycota; Pichiomycetes; Serinales; Debaryomycetaceae
Source: the annotation of a GenBank genome assembly